Molecule: messenger RNA, 4409 nt
Organism: Phodopus roborovskii (desert hamster)
Lineage: Eukaryota; Metazoa; Chordata; Mammalia; Rodentia; Cricetidae
Gene: Pik3r5
Product: phosphoinositide-3-kinase regulatory subunit 5
Exons: 19
Coding region: 266-2884 (872 amino acids)
Biological process (GO): G protein-coupled receptor signaling pathway; positive regulation of MAP kinase activity
Cellular component (GO): phosphatidylinositol 3-kinase complex, class IB
Molecular function (GO): 1-phosphatidylinositol-3-kinase regulator activity
Source: RefSeq, a predicted model, not a curated record
GUGUCAUCCUACUGUCUUCUGUCACCCCUUCCCCAGAGCCAAUGGGGCUCUGCCUACAAGUCAUAAAGAAUGGCUGAUGUCACUGAGUCAUCAGGCCAAACUGAGCGUGCAUGGCCAGGCGUUGAGCACAAGGGCUGAGCUGACCCGCUAGGCUCUGAGUGAAUCUGCUCCUGCUCCAUCUCUGUAGUUCACUGAGGAACUUCUCCACUGGACUUUUAUCGUCUUCUUCAGGCUCCUCAAGCCCAGCAUGCAGCAAUGACUCAGGAUGCAGCCAGCAGCCACAACGUGCACAGAGGACCGCAUCCAGCAUGCCCUGGAGCGAUGCUUGCAUGGACUGAGCCUCGGACGCCGUUCUGCACCCUGGUCAGCUGGGCUGUGUCUGAACUGCUGGAGCCUACAGGAGCUGGUCAGCAGGGACCCAGGCCACUUCCUCAUCCUCCUGGAACAGAUCCUACAGAAGACCCGAGAGGUCCAAGAGAAAGGCACCUACGACCUCCUCGUCCCACUGGCUCUGUUGUUCUAUUCCACUGUCCUUUGUACCCCACACUUCCCACCGGAUUCAGACCUCCUUCUGCAGGCAGCCAGCACCUACCACUGCUUCCUGACCUGGCCAGUCCCCUACUGCAGCAUCUGCCAAGAGCUGCUCACCUUCAUCGAUGCUGAGCUCAAGGCCCCAGGGAUCUCCUACCAGCGGCUAGUGAGAGCCGAGCAGGGCCUGCCCAUCAGGAGCCACCGAAGUUCUACCGUCACUGUGCUGUUGCUGAACCCGGUUGAGGUACAGGCUGAAUUGCUCGCUGUGGCAGACAAGCUGAGUGCACCUGGACAGUCACCACGUGGCACCUACAUCACCCUGCUCCUGCAUGCUUUCCAGGCCACGUUUGGGGCCCACUGUGACCUUCCUAGCCUGCACCACAAACUGCAGUCCAAGAUGCUAGAAGAGCUUGAAGACAUCUUCACUGAAACUACGGAAGCCCAGGAGCUGGCAUCAGGCAUUAGGGAUGCAGCAGAGGCCCGACAGUGGCUCCGGACCAAGCUGAAGGCAGUGGGAGAAAAAGCUGGCUUCCCUGGCAUCUUAGACACUGCAAACCCUGGAAAACUCCACACGAUCCCCAUCCCUGUGGCCAGAUGCUACACCUACAGCUGGAACCAGGACAGCUUUGACAUCCUACAGGAAGUCCUUCUCAAGGAACAGGAACUGCUGCAGCCAGGGGUCCUGGGAGAUGAGGAAGAGGAGGAAGAGGAGGACUUGGAGAUGGACAGGGAUUGUGCUGAAAGGGACUCGCUACUGUCCACCAGCUCUCUGGUGUCUCAUGACUCCACUCUGUUGCUCACCUCCUCUCAGGCCUCAGGGCCAGUGCUGUCCCGCCAGGUCCUGACCACCUUUGUCUCAGGCCUCUCGGAUGGCGUGGACAGUGGCUAUGUGGAGGACACUGAGGAAAGUUCCUCAGAGUGCCCCAAGAAGACUGGUAACCAGCAUCGCCAGGGUCCCCGCAGGCCUGGCCGUAAGUUCAACAGGAUCUAUAAACUCCUGAAGAGCACCAGCCAGCUGGUCCUGCGGAGGGACUCUCGGAGCCUGGAGGGCAGCUCAGAUGCAACCCUGCCCCUGCGGCGGGCAGGAAGCCUCUGCAACCCCUUGGACUGUCCAACCCAGUUCCCCUCCAGGGCUCAGCGCUCCCGCUCUCUACCCCAGCCCAAGCUCAGCACCCAACUACCCAGCUGGCUUCUGGCCCCACCCUCACGCCACCAGCGCCGCCGCCCCUUCCUCAGUGGGGAUGAGGACCCCAAGGCUUCCACACUACGGGUUGUAGUCUUUGGCUCUGAUCGAAUUUCAGGGAAGGUGGCUCGGGCAUACAGCAAGCUCAGGAGGCUGGAGAACAGUCACCCGCUCCUCACACGGUUCUUCAAGCUUCAGUUCUUCUAUGUACCUGUGAAGCGAAGCCACGGAACCAGCUCUGGUACCUGCCCAUCCUCUCUGAGCCAGACAUCUCCACUCCCUGCAGACUCCUUGAGGCACCCCAGCCCUGCAGAGCUUGGCAUGGCCCCGUGGGAGGACAGUACUAAUGACAUCUCUCACUACCUCGGUGUGCUUGACCCCUGGUAUGAACGCAAUGUCUUGGGCCUCAUGUACCUCCCGCCUGAAGUCCUUUGUCAGCAAUCCCUGAAGACAGAAUCUCAGCCCCUGGAGGGCUCUGCCACUCAGCUGCCCAUCCUGGCCGACAUGUUGCUCUACUACUGCCGAUUUGCAGCCCGCCCAGUGUUACUGCAAGUCUAUCAGACAGAGCUGACAUUCGUCACUGGACAGAAAACUACAGAGAUCUUCAUUCAGUCUCUGGAGCUGGGUCACUCUGCGGCCACCCGUGCUAUCAAGGCUUCAGGUCCGGGCAGCAAGCGUCUGGGCAUUGAUGAUGACCGGGAAGCCGUUCCUCUAACACUACAGAUUAUCUACAGCAAGGGGGCCAUCAGCGGUCGCAGCCGCUGGAGCAACCUAGAGAAGGUCUGCACCUCUGUUAACCUCAACAAGGCCUGCAGGAAGUCGGAGGAGCUAGACUCCAGCAUGGAGGCGCUGACACUGACCCUGACCGAAGUGUUGAAAAGGCAGAACCCCAAAUCCAAAAAGGGCUUUAACCAGAUCAGUACAUCCCACAUCAAAGUGGACAAGGUGCAGAUCAUCGGCUCCAGCAGCUGCCCCUUUGCGGUAUGUCUGGACCAGGAUGAGAGGAAGGUCCUACAAAGUGUGGUCAGGUGUGAAGUGUCACCCUGCUACAAGCCAGAGAAGAGCAGCCUGCCACCCCAGAGUCCCUUCAACCAGCCAACACAGGCUGAUCCUGACCUGUGCUCCCUUCUCUGCCUCCCCAUCAUGACUUUCAGUGGAGCUCUGCCCUAGUGCAAUUAGGAACCAGGCUGCUCUGGAAAGUGCAGUUUCUCUUGGACCCCUCUCAGGACAGCUGCUCUCCGUGGAGAACCAAAUUGUCCUGAGCUGCCUUGGGACUGCUCUGUAGGCCCUGCAUGGGCCAGGGGCAUGUGGCCAGUGAUAUCUGGCGCCUCGGAGAUCUGAUGAGGAAACCACCAGCAUUAGAGAAAGAAAAGCCUGGCUGCCUAGCCUUACAGAUUCCUCUGAGCAGAGGGAGAGGGAUGGGUGAGUAGCCCUGAAGAAAGGUCUGAGCCUUGGAGUGGCUUAGGCUGCCUUUCCAAGCCCUAGGCUGGGCCCAUCUGUGGUUUGUCCACAACUCAGGGACUCUGUCUAGAGGCCAGUCUCUCUAAGGCAUAGACUGGAGAAAGACAGGUGAGACCCUUUUUUCUGGCCUCAGGUACCAUCUCUUUAUCCUACCACAACUAUUCCGAGCACACACACACUCUCAUACUUUCUCUCUCAAGCUCCCUGGAUCCCUUGAAAAGCAGCACUAAUAUGUAGUCCAUUGCUAGGACCUGGUACGGCUUGUCUUCCAAGCCCCUUUCUGGUUCUCAGAUGCUGGGAGGCAGGACAUGCUUGGUUCCUUUCUAGCUAAAUGACCAGCGGAAGUUAGUGCAUCUCUUUGAGCCUCCGGUUCCUCAGUACUAAAAGAAAAGGGAAGUAAGUCCUCAAAGGGAGUGUCCCUGAAGAACCUUGCCCAGGGUCUGGCUCCCAGCAGCUGCCCAGGAAAGACUGAUGCCUGGCCCUCUGCUGCAGGGUGCCCUGCCUUUGCCCUUGAGGACUCUCGUGGCUUCAAGAUCGUCCUCACCCAUGCACAAGGCAGAAGCCAUGUAGGCUAAGCAGCAGUCAGGAAGGGCCUCCUAGGUAUGAAUCCUCCCCCACUUCCCUAGCAGACUGGUCUUGGUGCCCUGACUUCCUCUCAGUGAGAGGGCUGGUGCACACUGUGCAGCAGCUUCCAUCUUCACACCUUCUCUGGGCAACAGAGGGGUAGAGGACAGAGAGGUGAGUAUCUAAUGGUAGAGACAGGGUGCUCAUGCACGGCAAAGGACUGGCACAAAAUAGGCCAAGAAUCUGAAAAUUAAGCCUACCAGACUGAGGGGGCUCAAAAAGUUGACAAAAUAUGGCUAGGGCGAUAAAGUGGCAGGCUGGACCAGGACUUGGGCUAGCACAGGCAGGUAAGGAACCUUGGAAGCUUAACAAGUUGCACAGAGUCCUCCUUCCUGCCUGUUUUGCACUAAAGACUCUGGGUUCACAGGAGCCCAUGAAACUCCAGAGUGCUCGUGACUUGAGAGACUGUGGACAGAACCCCCCACCAUGUUGUCGCCCCGUCGUUCUAGCCACCUGUGUGUCCGCCAGGUUCUGGAACAGUGUCCAGUCGUGUAUUUCAGUGUACUUUAACUUGGCUGUGUGAGCGUGUUGCUGCUCUUCCAUGUGGCCAACAUGACAUGAAUCAAUGAAUGGAAUUUAAUAUUAUUAUGAAAUAAAAUUGAUUUAUUGU